UAUUGUCUGCCUAAUUCAAUCCACGUACGGGUCACCAGGAAAAUAGAAGAAGCUAGUUCCAGUUAUAAAAGUGAAGAGAAAAGGCUGAGAUAAGAGCAUCAAAAUGGGAAAGUUGAAUUUACGUUUCAUUUCUUCAGAUCUGGUUCACUAUGGACUUCUACUUUCCCUACUUCUUUUAUCGCACUAUUCCUUUCAACCUGCAUCUUCUGCCUCCAGAGUGAAGUUCCUUCCAGGAUUCGAGGGACCUCUUCCUUUUGUUCUUGAAACUGGGUACGUGGGAGUGGGAGAAUCAGAGGAUGUGCAGACAUUUUACUACUUCAUUCAAUCAGAAAACAACCCCAAGGAAGAUCCUCUCAUGCUUUGGCUUAACGGUGGUCCUGGUUGCUCAGCUCUGACUGGGCUUUUUCUUGAAAUGGGCUUUACUUAUGCCCGAACGGAACUUGCUGCUCAAAGUAGUGACACGUUGUUAGCUAGUCAAGGCCAUCAAUUUUUAAGAAAGUGGUUAAUUGAUCAUCCAAAUUUUUUGUCAAAUGAAGUUUACAUUGCUGGUGACUCAUAUGCUGGCAUUCCACUUCCAGCAAUUGUUCAAGAAAUUGCACAAGGAAAUGAAAAGGGGUUUCAACCAAGUAUAAAUCUCCAGGGAUACAUUUUGGGGAAUCCAAUAACAACGAGAACGGAGCCAAAUUAUGCAAUCCCCUUUGCUCAUGGAAUGGCACUUAUUUCUGAUGAAUUAUAUGAGUCAUUACAAAAGAAUUGUAAAGGAAACUUCAUCGAUGUGGACUCCGAAAAUAUAUUAUGCUACAGAGAUAUGGAAUCAUUCAAUAAGCUUGUAUCAAGAAUUUCUAUCUACAAUAUUUUGGAGCCAUGGUGUGAGAGUGAUCAUAUCGUAUCUCCUUUGAGAAGAUCCUUAAUUGAGAAAUUUCCUAGAAAGCAUUUCUUGAAAACUGAUCUCAAAUUGCCAGCCGUAACAUGUCUGACUUAUACGGAAUUCUUAUCUGCUUAUUGGGCAAAUGAUGAUAAUGUUCAAACUGCACUUCAUAUUCACAAGGGAAGUAUAGGAACAUGGAUUCGUUGUCAUCGUGAUUCACGUUUCAAGUACGAUAUCUUAAGUAGUGUUGAAUAUCACGCAAAUCUUAGUAGAAAUGGCUAUCGUUCACUAAUAUACAGUGGCGAUCAUGACAUGGCAUCUCCUUUCUUGGGAACUCAAGAAUGGAUAAGAUCUUUAAACUACUCUAUUGUUGACGAUUGGAGGCCAUGGAAUUCAAAUGGCCAAGUUGCAGGAUACACAAGGACUUACUCUAAUCGCAUGACAUUUACAACUGUGAAGGCUGCAGGCCACACAGCUCCAUUGUACAAACCCGAAGAAUGUUUUGACAUGCUCAGUAGAUGGAUAUCUAAGAAGGCGUUAUAGGAAAACAUUAAGGCCAUUUGUUAUCAUGCCAAGUAUCAAAUUUACCCUUUUCCUAAUAAAUGUGUUUAUGAAUCCAAAAAUAAUUUUAUACCUUCUAAUAUAAAAGGAGGGAUUCAAUAGUUCUUUUA
This is a messenger RNA of Vigna unguiculata (cowpea), 1539 nucleotides long. RefSeq names its product serine carboxypeptidase-like 13. Gene Ontology annotation, biological process: proteolysis; secondary metabolic process. The record is from RefSeq and is a predicted model, not a curated record. Gene Ontology annotation, molecular function: serine-type carboxypeptidase activity; acyltransferase activity, transferring groups other than amino-acyl groups. NCBI's taxonomy places the organism in Eukaryota, Viridiplantae, Streptophyta, Magnoliopsida, Fabales, Fabaceae.